CCACUGCAUGCACUCAAGGGCCUUAGAGAGCCCUGACUUAGCAGCAAUUGGGUUUUCUCAAGCCAGGUGGAAGCUAAACCCCAAGGAGCUGAAAAAAGAAGAAGCUCGCUAUGGCUCCAGCCCCCUGGCUAUGCUAACAGCCACCUGCAAUAAAUUUGGAGGCUCCAGCCCAAUCCGGGAUUCGGCCACGCCUGGGAAAGUGGGGAACCCUUUGGGGAAGAAGCUGUACCAGCUGGGAGCCGAGCAGUCCAGCCCCAAGCUCCGCAGCUCCGAGGCCAUGGGAGAUUCCUACACGGCCGCCUUCCCCAGUGGGAACGGGCUGAUGUCCCCCUCGGCCAGCCCGCAAGCCUCCACCACCUACGGCAACGACUACAGCCCCUUCUCUCACUCCUUUCCAGCUUCCUCCGGCUCUCAGGACCCCUCGUCCCUCCUAGUGUCCAAGGGCCACCCCUCGGCCGAGUGCCUUCCCAGCGUCUACACCUCCUUGGAUAUGGCGCACCCUUACGGCUCCUGGUACAAAGCCGGGAUCCAUCCUGGAAUCUCCAGCAGCUCCAGCAAUGCCACAGCCUCCUGGUGGGACGUGCACUCCAAUACCAACUGGCUGAGUGCCCAGCCCCAGUCGGACGGCCUCCAGGGCUCCCUUCAGCCUGUGCCGGCCCAGACAUCCCUGAGCCCUCAGCUGCCAAGCUACAGCUCCGACUUCACCACCUUGAACCCUGCCUCAUACCCGGCCGUGGGCAUCACCUCCUCCUCUCACCUCCUCCCUUCCGGCCAACACAUGCUGUCCCAGGAGAUGUACAAGCCCAAGCCCGUGGCCAACAACUCCCUGAUGGAAGGUGGGAUCGGACUGAAGGCCCCGCGUGGCGGCACCUUCAGCAGCACCACCGGCCGCUCGACGUGCGACUGCCCCAACUGCCAGGAGCUGGAGCGGCUUGGGGCCUCAGCCGCCAGCCUGCGGAAGAAGCCCAUCCACAGCUGCCACAUCCCGGGCUGCGGGAAGGUCUACGGCAAGGCCUCCCACCUCAAGGCCCACCUGCGGUGGCACACGGGUGAGCGCCCCUUCGUCUGCAACUGGCUCUUCUGUGGCAAGCGCUUCACCCGCUCAGACGAGCUGGAGCGUCACGUCCGCACCCACACCCGGGAGAAGAAGUUCACCUGCCUGCUCUGCAACAAGAGGUUCACCCGCAGCGACCACCUCAGCAAGCACCAGAAGACCCACACCGAGAUGGGGGCGGCCAAGCCCGCCGAUGGUGAAGCCGAGAGGGAGGAGACGACCACUGGCGGUGGCUCUCCAGGCGCGGCCUUGCAGGACGGGCUCGCCAACGACGACAAAGACACCACCAGCCCUGAGCAAAGCAGCUUGUUGGAGAUCUAAGCUGGGGUGGAGCUUCUCCUCCAGCCUCCUCGUCUUCCUCCUCCUGUUUAGUUCCCCCUCUCGCUGAGAUAAUUUAUUUCCGGGGGGGAAGUGGCGGCUCAGAUGCAGACACCUAUUGGGUUCUUGGACAGGAUUCCCUUGGAACCCUUGCUUUCUGCUCCACCCAGGCAUGGGAGAGUUAAAUGACCGUGAUGCAAAGUCACAUGGAGCAGGGGCUGGGAUUUGAACCUAGUCUCCAGGUCAUGUUGUUUUCUUUGCCGUGAAUAGGCCUACUGAGCCUUUUGUCCUACCUGGCCGGGAUGGCUCACAAAGCCACUGGCACCGUCUUCCUGAGGAGUUACUCAAGCUUGACCAAGGUGUGUGUGGGAGGAAUCAUCUCCCACUUGGGGCAACCCAGUGAGGGCCUGAUCCUGGGCGCUGGGAACCUGAUCCUGUAAAGCCGAUGGAACUACUCAUGAGUUUGGUGUUCGGCGGGUGCAUGGAUGGAUUGGGGCCCUGGAACUCAGCCCCCACCAGGAUCUGGCCCUAAAUGGUGCAUCAGAACCUUUGCCCUCAGGUCAGAGGGGGCAGGGGAGGAUACAAAUAACCCAUGUCGUCCUCCACCCACUUUACAAAGGAGGGGCACCAGUCACCCUGCGGAGAUACCAAGAGGAGCUUCCACCUUCCCCUCCCCCCAGUGUAUUUAAUCUAUAAAUGUAAGAAUUAUAUUUAUGUCUUAAGUUAUGAUGAUGAGUUAAGGGAGCGGGGUGGAGGGGGUUUUCAAGAGACCUUUGUGUUUAAAACACAGGAGGGGUCGUCUUUUAACGAGGGGCUCCCUGUUAAUCGGUCGUCUCUCUUGACAGGGCCUCUGUGAUAAAGUUGACCUGCAUUUAGCCUUGGGCUCUUUUUGGUUUUUGCUUCUUUAUGAUGGAGGGAAAAUACAACAACCGUGAAUAUUCCCCCCUUCCCCCUCUUAAAAACCGUUUUUAAAAAAAUUCUCCUUAGUUUUUUACCUUAUUAAUAUCAGGAGUUUUAAAAAUAGCUCAGGGACAGAUUUCCAGUUCUUCAGCACGCACAAUCCGGGCCAGAUUAACAAAGGAGCUCAGCACCCAUACAGGGAUAGGCACAUAAGUAAAGUCCUCAGCACCCAACCUGCCCCAUACGUUUAGGUGCCUAAAUAAGAACUGAGCUCUUUUGUAAAUUUCAAUCAUAAAGUCUGAUCUUCCGUGGUGUUAUUUUUUUGCUAGGUGACCUUUGGGAGGUCUCAGGGAUGUGUACUGUGAGCAGGAAUAACUUAAAGGGGCGGUUUAUUAACAAAGAAUUCCUUUCUCCAGAAUGUUAGUUAGGCAUCAGAGUCAAACAGGUGCUGACAAAGACAAGAGUUUUCACAGUCUGUCUAAAAAAAUCCCUACCUGUUUAAUUGCUCAGCUCUUGUGAUGUCACUAUUUCACUAGAUCUCCGGUCACCAUAGAGUCUUCCAGCCUAGACAGGACCUGAAUUAGGGAUGUAGGACUGAAACGGACCUCCCAGGUCAUCAAGUCCAGUCCCCUAUUUUCACAGGCAACCCUGGCAGUUAAUCCCCUUCAUACACGUAUUAAGCACCAUCUUAAAACUAGUUAGGGUGUUUGCUCCCACUGCCUCGCCUGACAACUCCAGACUGUAAACACGUUAGGACAGGGAUUAGCUUUUGCUUUGUAGCUGGGCAGCGCCCUGCACAAUGGGGCUGCAGUUCUGCCUGGGCCUAUGGGU
Mauremys reevesii (Reeves's turtle) is the source of this 3103-nucleotide messenger RNA. It is a transcript of the gene SP7, whose product is annotated as Sp7 transcription factor. The transcript has 2 exons. Bases 8 to 1375 code for a protein of 455 amino acids. The record is from RefSeq and is a predicted model, not a curated record. Gene Ontology annotation, biological process: regulation of transcription by RNA polymerase II. Gene Ontology annotation, molecular function: RNA polymerase II cis-regulatory region sequence-specific DNA binding; DNA-binding transcription factor activity, RNA polymerase II-specific. NCBI's taxonomy places the organism in Eukaryota, Metazoa, Chordata, Testudines, Geoemydidae.